AUGCCCAGGGCAGCCGGCGGCGUCAACCGCCCACCCAACACCGCCCCGCUCACCUUCCUCGACAGCCCCGACUCGGGCCUCCUGUUCCAGCUGCGCGCCGUCUACGGCUGGCUCGAGCGGCAUGACGGCAGCCGGAAGCUUUCGCUCCCAGAGCUCGAGGCGCGUUGGGGCGACUUCCUCCCGUCCGAGCGGGCACACUUCAUCCGCAUCGCGCUGCACGUCUACUGCACGCGCACGGACUUCCCGAUGCUCCAGUACCCGACCAUCGCGCACCUCGUCGGCUUCGACGACGAGCCCACCGAGGCCGAGUUGGAGGAUCGCGAGGCAGGUGAGCUCGAGCCGUCGGCCUGGACCCGGCUCAUGGGCAGCCUCGCCAGCGUCAGGUCGGUGUGUCCAGAUGCACGGGCCGCGAGGACGGCGUUCGGCCACUGGGAGCACCGCUUCUUCGCGAGCAACUUGGGCAUCACGAGACGCAAGCUGUACCGCAUGAGCUCGGCGAUGCACGAACGCGUGUUCGAGCGACUCGCCGCCGCCGCCAAUCAACUCGCUCAUGCAUCGCACCUCAACACUCUGCCGCUCACCCUUCUCCCGACGGCCGACACCACCCUCGCGUACGCCUUCAACGCCGAGCAGAAGCCGUCGCAGCGCUUCUCUCUGUACCUCGGUCUCGUCGAGAACCUGUACGCCCUGUACAAGGCCGACUACCUUCCGGUGGACGCCGAGACGCACUCGGACAUCGACCUUGAAACAGCUCGGGACACGGUCCUCCAGGUCGACCUCAAGGUGCGCGAGGGUGACGCCGAUCGGUUCCUCCUCGCUGUCGCCCUCCAGAACCUGCGCAAGCACGAGGCUCGCCACGCCGAGGCACUCAAGCCCCUCGUUCGCGCGCUCGGCCAGCUCACGGCGCCGGACAAGGAGGUGUCGGCCACGUCGUUCAAGGGCCUCGUCCUGUUUGCGCACCUUUCAGCCGGCGACCAGGUCUCGGCCGUCAACACGGCGCGAGGACUCGUCUUCGAGGCGUGCAAGAUGGACGCCGAGGGCGAGAUGCUGCUCGACUCGCGGAUCAUGGUCGCCAAACUUUCGACUGCGGUUCGUGGCGCCUGCUUUGACGCCGAGGGGAACGCCUCUCAGACACACCAUCUCGACGCGCACUCGCUCUCGCACUCGGCCCGCCACGCGCGCAUCUCGCCGCACUACGCCGAGCGCUACUAUGGCACGACGGCGCAGAGGUGGGAGGCUGAGCGAGGCGGCGCCGCUGCGUGA
Rhodotorula graminis WP1 is the source of this 1263-nucleotide messenger RNA. RefSeq lists its product as uncharacterized. The transcript has 6 exons. Lineage: Eukaryota; Fungi; Basidiomycota; Microbotryomycetes; Sporidiobolales; Sporidiobolaceae. The record is from RefSeq and is a predicted model, not a curated record. Bases 1 to 1263 code for a protein of 420 amino acids.